AUUAUCACACGUAGGGUUUCUAAUUGGAUUAUGUGCUAAAAAUUGGUUUUUGGUUUAAUUUUAUUAUCAACAGGCAUAAUAACUAGUCUCCAAAAUGUGGCUGUACGAGGCCGAUGGUUUCGCCGAGAUUUUUAAGGGUUAUUUGCCUUAUUACCUAUUAGUUGCUCUGCCUAUUUUUAUCAUUAUGUCCCCUGUGAACCCAGUAGCUGCUUCUCAUGAGUUUUCUGUGUAUAGAAUGCAGCAAUACGACCUUCAUACAGUACCUCAUGGUUGCCGCAGUGCAAGUUUCAAUUUGGAAGGGCGUUCCCUCACCUCAUGGAGCACCUCCCGCCAUUGUGUGGUGGCUCGUGUUCAAGACAUAACAAUUGAUCAGUUCAUGGAGAUUCGCAGCAAGGCAGGAGCUCUCCUGCUUGUGCUGCCCAAGAAUGAUACUGUGCUCUCUUCGGAAGAGAAAGAGCACAUUCAAUUACUUGAAAUGGCCAUGAUCCAGCAAGAAGUCAGCGCACCAGUGUACUUUGCUCAGUGGACACCGGAGUAUGAGACCAUAUUGCAAGACCUGCAACACAGUUUUAUCACUGAUGACAAAUCUGGCACUGCUUUAGAAGCAAUAUUCAACAGUGUCUCUUCCAAUGGCUAUCAAAUUGUGGUAUCAGCACCCACUCCACAAAAGAUAGAAUCCAAGCCUGUGACUUUGCACGGCAAGUUGGUCGGGCGCUCCGGAUCGUCUCAAACUAUUGUGAUAGCUGCGCAUUACGACUCAUCUGGUGUUGCUCCUGAGCUAUCCUCUGGCGCGGACUCGAACGCGUCCGGCGCCGUGGCGGUGCUAGAACUGGCGCGGGUGUUCUCCCGGUUGUACGCGGGCGGUAGCGGGGGCGCGGGGAGGGGGGCUCCUUCGCUACUGUUCGUACUGACUGCGACGGGACACUCGCUAAACUACUUCUCCAUAAAGAAAUGGUUGGAGGAGCAAUUGGAUUCCGCUGAUGCGUCGCUGCUGCAGGACGUAUCAUUCGCAAUGUGCCUGGAUUCAAUAUCCUCAUCGGAUCAGCUUACAAUGCACGUGUCCAAACCUCCUAAAGCCGGUGGUGCCUCCCACUCGAUCAAGGAGCGUCUCCGAGCGCCAGUUAACCACAAGAAGAUCAACUUGGCUGACGAGACUUUAGCCUGGCACCACGAGAGGUUCAGCAUUAGGAGGGUUACGGCAUUCACACUUAGCACCUUGCAAAGUCACAAAGACCCAUCAAGGAGUUCUGUUCUGGACACAUACUCUGAGGAGUCUCUCAAGAACUUGGUGUCCAACAUCGGAGUUAUAGCCAGAGCUCUAGCCUCACAUAUUUACAACCUUACAGAUGAAGCUUCUGAUGAAGACUGGGCGCUAUACGACCAAGCACUGGGUAUCGAAGAGACUUCCGUCAAGCAUUGGUUCAAGUAUUUGGCGUCGCAGUCGAGAGCGCCUCAAGUCGUCACCACUGGCAUACCACCCACUUCGGGUGUAACGGCAGCAUUGGAACGCGCUCUGUCACGUUACAUGGACGUUACGGUCAGCGUUCACAGCGUAGACAAGAGAGAACCAGAGUACACGCUGUAUUCACCGACUAGGGCAGUCUUAUAUGUGUACAGUGUCAAACCAGCCGUGUUCGACUUGAUUCUGACCGUGGCCAUAGUGGCAUACCUCAGCAUUCUUUACUUCGCUAUGCAAUAUUUCCCGAGAUUCUACGAAGAGUAUGCCAAAAUUGUCACUGGAAAGGCCAAGGUACAUUAGUAUCGUAUGUUAGGAAACAGGCCUUAUGUACUAGACAUAAAGUUCAUUAUUGACAUGAUGUGUUCUUUUGGUAUUAUGAAGUCAAUUUCUAAAUAAUUAAUUUAAAAGAGAUAACGUAUCGGAUUCGUUUUAUAUUAUUAUGAAUAAAAUAACUAAACGCAAAAAGCAAUUUCUAAUAGGGUAUUGCCAUCCUUUUUACACUUACGGAAUGUGUAUGAACAAGAUGAGUCAAAUAUUUGUUAUUACAUUCAAUUUAACCCACUCAUAAGGUCUGUUACCGUCGUAUAUAAGGUUUAAGGAAGUCAUAGUCUAUUUAUAAGCAUCGAACAAUAUAGUUAAGUUUCAGUCUUAUGUCUGUUGUAAUAGAGGUGGAUUUACCAAAAAAGUUCGUUAUUUGACGCAAAUCCACAAUGUUGUAUUGUCAUACGACAUAUACUUACUAUCAUAACUGAUACGAACAUUGUGUAUACAAUGUUCGUAUCGAAUUGAGAGAAAAAGCAAUAAAUUAUGCGUUAUUUUAUAUCCUAAAUUAAUUUUUUAUUCGUCUUUAUGAAUAAGUAUUAUGAAAAUCAUGAUCACAAAUGCAAAAUCAUUUUGUCAUUAUUUUGUGUGAUCUCGAAAUUUAAUAAAAGAUCAUUGUCAAAUAUUUAAUUUUAUUAUUUUAAACAAACUGUUACAUAAUAUUAUUUUAAACAAAGGAAAUCGUAUGUUGAUACUGUUUAUUUUUUUCUUUAUAUUACAAUGCAAAGAGAUAUAACAUUAUUUUGUUACUAUACAUAAAUAUGGCAAGUGUAAGUUACCUAUGAAUUGUGGAACAUAUUUAUGCCCGGUGUCUAUAUAUAACGAGUCGUUAUCAGUUACUGUUGUGAAAUAGACACGUUGCGAAUAAAUUUUAAAUUAAUUUUAUGGAAAAGACCAAAAAAAAUGACUAUUCAAUGAUUUUAUUCUUUCUUCAUAAAAAUACAAGAAAAGGGAUUGUAGUUAUUAUUUACUAUCUCACCUAUUGAAAUUCAUGUACAGUGAGCAUUUUUACAAGUAAUUUAUACAUCAAACCUUUUCGUGUUUACACCCCAUAAAAGGCAUUUAUUUAAAGAAAAAGUACUGAAUACUUUCAAAAUAUAUUUCUUUAAAAUCCGUGAAAACAUUGAAUGCUUUUCGGGUAGAAAAAUGGGCUUGAUUCUUAUAUGAUUCCCAAAACUUGAAAGUAAAUUUACCAGCAGUCAAUCCUUAUCUUAAUCUACACAGCACUAUAAGUUAAUACUACUACAAAAUUGAGUUAAAAGUUAAAAAAUCGUGCCGCAAUCAGUACCAUUGUCAGAAUAGUCUCUGAAUCUUAUCUGUCGUUAAACAUGUUUUGUUUAAAAACAAAAAACUGAACUCGUAGUAACCGGGCAUGGUGUGUACUGUACCCUUAGUACUAACCAAUAUCGAAUUCGAAUAGUUUGCGAGUGCGAAAUAUCAAUGUCAAAUUUUGUAUCUAUACUUAAACAGCAGCGCCACAACGAACGUAGUGAGAACUAAAAUUCAGUACACAUUUGACGUUUUUCUAGAUCCAAUUCAGCUAUUCGAAUUCGAUAAUAGGGGUGAUGCCAGUUAGACGAUCAAAAAAUAAUGGACACGUAUUUUUUCUUGGGCAAUCAACCAAAAAAUGACAAAAGUUAUAGCGCGUCAAAAAUUGGGAGUAGGGGCUCGUGACGUCACUUUUUAGCAAAUUUUCACUUAAAAGUGUACCAAAACGUGACGUCAAUGGACUUUUCAAAUCAAUAUAUCGCUGCAAUGUUUAUAUUAUGUGAAAAAAGAAAAAAUACGUGUCCAAUACUUUUUGAUAAUCUACCUGAUAAACGAAGAAAAACAAUAGUCAUCAUCCCUAUUGUACGUGCUAAGGGUACUGAAAUUAAUUUUGUAUCCGCUGUGGUUAUUUAAAUAAGCCGUGUGAGUGAGACAGUGAGUAUGGUUGAGUUACGUGAACAAUAUUGUUUCGCCGUCCCGUCAGUUCCUCAGAGUGAUUACCUAUUAUGGAGUUACAUAAUAUAUGAAAUGACCAAUUAUGUUUAUGUUUAGUGGUUGAAUGCCUGACCCAGUACAAAAAUUUAAUGAAUUUCAAGAAAUGUUUUAUGUUGAAUGGCCAUGGCUAUAUUUUGUCAAAUGAAAUAUUUGGGAAAGACAUAAAUUUGUUACUAUUAUGGUAAACAAUUAGUAUAAUUUAAAGACUCUGAAUUCAGAACAGAUUCAGAACAGUUACCGAAUAAAUUAUUAAAAAAAAUAUAUACAAAGAAAACAGAAUUCUACAAAUAAAAAAUAUAAAGUUUAAUUAUAAUGACGACUCUAUUGUAUCUAUUUCAAAUAAACUUCCGCUCGUAUCUAUCGGCCCACCUAAGACAUUAUGUUUUGACAGUCCAUAGCUUAAAAAUGAGGAAAAAGUUUUUAAGCAGUUUUGAAUCUGAUUAAUGAACCAUCUUUUUCGUUUGUUUUAAAAACCUAUUAAUAUUUCUCAACCUAACAUAAUAUUUAUCGUUGAAACAUAUAACAUUGAGAGGGCCGAUUGAAGUGUCCGGAAGUACUAAUUAUAAUGUUCAAAGGACAGGCACGAAACCUUAUAAUAUGAUAGUGUGAUGAUAUAGGGUGUAUUCCGUAAUAUAUACCAUGCUACCGUGCUAAUGACGUCAUGAAUCGACGCUAUACUGGUGAAUUGUUCCGAAAUAUAUCGGCCAGUGCACUGAUGUCAUAAAUCGACGGAAUAUUAAAAAUAGUGCGAAUAAAGAAGAUUUUUUAUUCAACUCAUCAACUAAAAGGAAUUCUUUUUGUUCGGAUGCCAUUAUUGUUCUUUAAAUGAAAACAAAUAAAAUUUGAAUGCAUCUCACGCACGCUCGGUCAUACGUCAUAUUCGUUUUCCCGGUAAAAAUAUGGUAGCAUACACCAGUACAAUAUGGCGUCGGAUUCGUGACGUCAUUUACCACUGGCCAGUAUACUGAUGAACAUUUCGGAAUUCACCCAUAAAUACGAAUAUUUUAAGUAGGGCCCGCUUAUAUUAUGCUUGUUGUGUUUUUCCAUAAUUAUUGUUUUAGUUUAGUCGACAAAUCAUGAAUGAACUGCGAGUUGGUAGGUUAAGCUUUGAAGUACCUAAGUCUAAUAGUGGUGUUUGGCAAUAUGAGUGCUGAAAACUCUUACGCAUUUUAUUUUAAACGAUUUUACUAUGGUAGUCUGUUUAAAGUACUCAAAUUGCUGGAAUUGUGACACUGGAAACUGAUUCUUAAGUGCACAGAAUAGGGUACGUAAUCAUUUUUGGAUUAUUGCAUGCAAAUUGUUUAGUCUUUUUCUUGACUAUAGUUUAUAAAAUUCCUGAUUGAAUAAUUCAAAGUGAAUAGUUAUUUAACUUUGAAGAAUAAUAUUCUAAUAAUGAUUGCCGCAAAGAACAUUCACAAUAAAAUUAAUGAUUUUCAAAAUAUAAUAUAAAAUAUCCAUAGUAAAAUCUAGUGCGCUGAACAAAAUAGUGUCUAAAGUGUUGUGAGCGUCCGACGUAGGCGAAAAUGGUGAACUGCAUGGAAUUGGUAAUAAAGUUUUGUUUAUAUUCGUGCGUUUUAUUAUUUUUCAAGUCCUUUUCUAUAAAAUGACAGUUUAAAAUUCUACCUUAUGUCGGUAGGCAGACACCUAAAAGAAAGAAAUUCUAUUUAGUCCGUCAGUUAGAUGAUCAAAAAAUAAUGGACACGUAUUUUUUCUUUGGGCAAUCAACCAAAAAAAUGACAAAAGUUAUAGCGCAUCAAAGUUUGGGAGUAAGGGCUCGUGACGUCACUUUUAAGUGAAAAUUUUACCAAAACGUGACGUCAUGCGACUUUUCAAAUCAAUAUAUCUCUGCAAUGUUUAUAUUAUGUAAAAAAAGAAAAAAUACGUGUCCAAUACUUUUUGAUAAUCUACCUGAUAAACGAAGAAAAAUGCUUAUCCAACACCACGAAAAGUAGAGUGGCUUUGGUACUACAAUGCGCUAAAAUUGGUAUUUAAUCUAGUGUAAUUUUUAUCAAACUAUACGUGACAUUGUAUUCUUACAAUGUGGGACAAAAAUUGUUGUGUUCGUUAGUAGUUUAGACACUGCUCACUAUGGGAACAUAACACAAACUUUUUAACGUACUUUUAGCUGGCCAGCUAAUUAAAGACAGUAAAAGCUGUGUUCUGAAUAUAAGAAAUAAAGAAAUAAUUGCAUUUUGUUUUUCUUUGUUUUGUCGCGUAUUUUCAUGAAACGUUGAUAUUACAUAAAAAACCUAUUUUUUUUAUUAAAAUUAAUACGUUUUAAACCCAGCAAUAUGGGAAAAACAAGAGUUGCGAUUCGUCCACUAGGAAGAUUAUUUUCAACUUUCAUAAAGAUUGGUCAUACAGAAAAAUAGCAAACCACUUGAACUGUUCUAAGGACAUGGUUAUGAAUGCUAUAAAACAUUUCAAGAAGUUCAACACGACCGAAAACGUACCAAGAAAAACUACUCUGCGGGAAGACUCUAAGAUGGUGUUGUUGGCAAAAAAAGAUACGUUCGGAGUUUUUUGGUGCAGGAGGGUCGAAGGGUGUGUCUGCAAGAACAAUUAGACGGAGACUAUGUGAGGCAAACUUGUACGGAAGAGUGUAUCGGAAGGUGCCACUUUUGAAAAAGCAAAAUGUUAAGGCAAGAUUAGCAUUUGCUAAAAAAUAUGUACACUGGACUGAAGAUAAAAGCACAUGUUUCCACAUGUGGUUUUCUCUGAUGAAACAAAAAUUAAUAUGAUUAAUUCUGACGGAAAACAAUAUGUUAGACGCCUCCCGAACAAAGAAAUAGAUCCAAAGUAUACCAAGAAAGUAGUUAAACAUGGGGGCGGAUAUAUCAAAGUUUGGGCUGUUUCUCAGGACUUGGUGUUGGACCUGUCAAGAAAAUAGAAGGCAACAUGGAUAAAAUUCAGUGCAAGAAUAUUUUAGAACAAGCCAUGCUGCCCUAUGCCGAGCAAAAUUUACCGGUCAUUUGGACUUUCCAUCAGGAUAAUGAUCCGAAACACACUGCAAAAGUAAUAAAAGACUUUUUAAGGAACCAGUCUGUGACAGUUUUGGAUUGGCCCCCAUAAAGUUCUAAUUUAAACCCAAUAGAAUAUUUGUAGUACCAGGAGAAGAAGACAGUGGCGACAAAACGGACCUCAAACAUCGAUCAACUAUACACAGCUUUAAGAGAAGCUUGGAAGCAAAUUCCGGUGGAAGCUUGUAAAAAAUUGAUCGCUUCCAUGCCCAAGAGAUGUCGUUGUCAUUUCUGCCAAAGGACAUGCGACCAAAUAUUGAAACGUACCGGAAAGUUUUAUAAAUGUGUUAGGAAUAUUGUGUAAUAAAGAAAAUUUCAAUAAUAACAAUUUUUUUUCCUAUUUCUUCUAAGCAAAUCGAGUGUCUUUAAUUAUCUGGCCAGCUAUAAAUACGUUAAAAAAGUUUAUGUUACGUUCCCAUGUCUAAACUACUAACGAACACAAUUUUUUUUCGUCCCACGUUGUAAGAAUACAACGUCGUGUAUGGUUUAAUAACAAUACAACUGGAUUAAAUACCAAUUUUAUCUAAUGUUAGUACCAUUGCAAGUUUUUUGUGGUUAAUUAGGGGGUGUCUUUAAUUAUGUGACCACCACUGUAUAUAUGAAUCAGUAUUAGUAUAUAUUCUAUCCGUUACCCUAGUAUCCCAUAACCAGCCUACAGUGCUUGGGGCUGGGCUAAUUGGUGUGAGUGUUAGAAAUAUUUAUUUUUUUAUAAACUAUGACCUAUUGAUAAAGGAAUAGGAAAGAACCAGUAGACAAGUAAAGAAAACAUAAUUUUCAAUAAACAUCUGUGUUUUAAAAAAUUAAACAUACAAAAAUAAUCAUAACGUAUUUUAAAACAUAUUAAAAUAACUUAGCACUAAUUUCAACACAACAGUCAACAAUGCAUUCUAUCAAUGAAAUGUAAACUUUAUUAAAAUAAUAACAAGUUGUCAAGCAGUAGAAGACUCAAUAGAUUUGUGUUACCUACAUACUUGAUGUACUGUUGAAAAUAUAUUUUAUGGCACUUAGAACAUUCAACAAUAUAAAACUUAGUUUUCGUAUAACAAAACUACUUUCUUAUUGUACUUACUUAUACUAAUUUUAUAAAAAUAACACUUUAUUUAUUUUAAAGUAAUUUGAUAUGGAUAUAAUAUUUUCCUCAAAGAUGUGAUUUCUUGUUUAUUUAUUGUAUUUACUCUGUAUAGCAUAAUAAUCUCAAUUCAUAUCUUAAACAAAGUCCAUUAUCCCUCGAACACUUCGACGCUUGCUGCCCCGUUGAUGUCCUUAAGCUCGACCGACUUGAAUGUAGCAACGAAGUUGAUUUUGCCGAUUUUCUAAAAGGAUAACAAAAAAUAUUAUUAAUUUGAAAAUGAAGAACCGCAUUUAUAAAUAAAUGAAUUCAGCUGAACUAAAGUAUUAUACAUCAAACGGCUAUGUCACUGACAUUAUACGUUACCACGAACAUGAGUACUGCUCAGACUAACUGCGUAACAUUGACCCUACUACUGGUCUUGGUAUAAGGAAAAUCUACUUUAAUCAGUCGACAUAAAGUAAGUUAUAGGUACGUGUUGGCGUCUUGACGUUGGGUAAGAAGACCAAUGCAAUUGGUGGCCAAUGUAGACUAGCAUUGUGGUGUUGCCCAUGUGUUGGUGCGCUCUAUCAGUUAUUAUGGACAUGGACGACGAAAGACAAAUGUUGCCGAGCAACAAGCGACAUGUUGCGCUUUCGUUUACUCGGCAAAUUAGGCAAGCGACAUCGAGCGACGACUAAGCAAGACAUUAACGUACUUUAUGGCACGUAUUUAACCAUAUCUGUAAGUACAUGAAUGCAAUAAAUUAUUUGAUAUUUGACAAAUAUUAUAUACCAACGUACGUUGGUAUUGGCUUUCGCAUGGCCAACAUGUUAAGUACUGGCGCAUGAGCCAGUGACGCGAUAUCAGCCGGAUCCAGGAUCUGGAUUACACGCUUUAGAAGAUCAUGUCUAACGUUGUAUGUGUGAGUAUAUAUCGUACUUAUAUUGGAUUCUACGGUAGUUAAGUUGAUGAGAUUCCUUUGUGCGGCUAAGAUCGACACAAGCGAGACCCGAUGACGUUAGAGCUAACAUUCAGACAGUGGUCUCCAGAUGAUCACCCUAACGCUAUUUAUGUUUUUAUCGAUGAUGUUGUAGGUAUUUGUUGGGCUGUACCGGCAGACGGACUGGAGUCGUAUCAGAGGCUGAGAAGCGCAGUGUUCUUCCAGAGAUACGUCUGGCGGAAGUUAUAGCUAGACAGCACACUCCAGACGAUCAUUUUUAACUAGCUACUUACAUUUGACUGUACUGAUAGUUUAGCAGUAACAACCCCUCUAGGCGGCACAUCUGCGGCAAGGAAGCUGCUGAUGUGACAACUAAGUGAAAGUAGAGUUCUUACAGUGAUCCGGAAAGUGGGAUUCUUCCAGCAAUCCGGGAAGCGGAGUUCUUCCAGCGAUACCGGAUAACUUCUAACGUCACCGGUAUCGAUGGAAGAACACUACUUCUGCGGAACCAAUAAAUCAGACAACGCUCUCCAAUGGUAAUGUUUGGUAUAGCGAUUUAGCUACUUACAUUAGGUUGUACUGGUAGUUGAGCUGUAACAACCCCUUUAGGAUCCACAUCUGCCGCUGGGAAGCGGAGUGUUCUUCCAGCGAUACCGGAUGACGUCAAACGGAAUUCGCAGCCGGAUAAUGCUCGCUCUAACGGGUUGAGGAACGUUAGGACUGCAGUUGUCGGCUGACCGAUGAUCAGGUCUUCGUUGAACUGUGGAGGACAUAUAAAGGUAAGAUUGGACUUGUUGAUAUUUAGAAACUUGACCUUCAUUAUGUCUAAUAGAUAAGGCAGCCAGUAUGUACCUUAGUGAAGUUGCCAAAGUGCCAUAGGAAAUCAUGAACGAUAAUCCUGAUAUUGCCAACCUUUGGGUACUUUUGUGCGUGAUACUUCCAAAAGGUCAGUGGUGUCAUCAUCAUCAGAAUAUUUCUAUCCUCACUGCUGGGUCACAGCCCUUCCCUAUGGACGGAAUAGAGAGAUUGGGCCGUGACUCACCACGUGGGCCCAGUGAGGAUUGUUGAAUGCUAACGACUAGAAAUGCAACCGGGACCAAUGGUUUAACGUGCCUUUCGUAGCACGGCUCCUCCGUGCUAGAUCCAGAUAAAAAGAUUUUGGUUAGCCAUCCAAUGACCAAAGUUACUUAACUUCACGAUCGCUGGCCGAAUGCGCUUACCACCUACACCAUCGAGCUCCUCAUCAUAACUGGCUCUGACAGCAGCUUAAGAAUGGCAAGAGGAAUUUCGACGCGCAACAUAAUUGGUCAGUGUAUUC
Molecule: messenger RNA, 10092 nt
Organism: Chilo suppressalis (striped riceborer)
Lineage: Eukaryota; Metazoa; Arthropoda; Insecta; Lepidoptera; Crambidae
Source: the annotation of a GenBank genome assembly